This is a messenger RNA of Centropristis striata (black sea bass), 3298 nucleotides long. RefSeq names its product glycerol-3-phosphate acyltransferase 2, mitochondrial (gene gpat2). The record is from RefSeq and is a predicted model, not a curated record. Gene Ontology annotation, cellular component: mitochondrial membrane. Bases 442 to 2850 code for a protein of 802 amino acids. The transcript has 25 exons. NCBI's taxonomy places the organism in Eukaryota, Metazoa, Chordata, Actinopteri, Perciformes, Serranidae.
UUUGAAAAUAUAACGUUUAAACCAUAGACUGUAUAAACUUUAAACUUCACCUCCUCCAUAUCGGCAAGAUGAUAUGUAAUGUCCGGUAGCCAUCUUUGUUUUGAUUAGGAGACACAACCUGAGACACGGGGGGAAAACAGAGAAAAAACAAGGCGGUUUUUGUGCAGUGGACGGAAUAUUUUAUUUUUAGGAUUUUUUAAACAUCUUCAUAACUGCGGUAGCUGUGACUCAGCUGGUACUGUGGGUUGUUCAAUAAUUGGUCCAGGUUGGCGUUUUAAUCCCUGGCACCUCCUGUCCACAUCAGCCACUGAGCAAGACAUUGAAAUCUAGUUCCUCCCAGUGACCACACUGAAUGUCUAUCGGGCCAAUUAUCCUCAUCAGACAAAACCCGCUGCUGCUUCAGAAUAAGGUCUCUGAGUAGACGUCUGGAGGGGGCUCACCAUGGUGCAUGAGAAGAAUGACGGGAUAAACAAAGACACAGUCCUCCCUCAAAUUCAACAAAAUAGACCAGCUUUGUCAUGGGAAAUGAAGAUCAAGAAAAAGCUUAAGACGGUGCCUCAGUGUCUGGGCAACUUCAGACCGACUGUUGGCCAGUGCUGCCACCAGUGCACCCCUGACAGUCUGAGCAAGAAGCUCGGACAAAACUCUUCCCUUGGCUUUCACAACCUUCUGAGUGUCAACGAGACGCAUACGAGGUAUCGAGGCUGGCUGGUGCGGAGAGUGUGCUGCGUGCUGUUUGUGAGUGGGUGCAAAGUUUACGAGAGUCCGGUUAGCAACAGACUGGAGAGAGUCUGUCAGCGCAACAGGGUGAAGGAGGCGCUAACAGCCGAGUAUGAAGCACCAGCGGGGGGAGACUGCCGAGGGCAGCUCAGCCACCUCUCGAAAUUCCUCCCCCUCAUUAACACCUGCAUCUCCUCUGGCCUCUUGCGAUUCCUGAGCUGGGUGAUGCUGAAGAUGUUUUCAUCCGUGUUUGGCAGUAUUCAAGUUAACCUCAACCAUCUGCCUGCUUUGCACCGAGCCUCACAAGAGGGAUCUCUGCUGGUUUAUGUGCAUGUGCGUCAGAGCAUCGUGGACUACGCUCUCGUGCCUCUGGUGCUCUUCUGUCACAACCUGAGAGUCCCAUACACCGUCUGUCCCCUCCACAUUAACGGCUCCUUCAUCAGAUCCAUCCUGCAGAAAGUAGGCGUGGUCCUGCUGCCACCUUCUGUACUGACUGAGCAGGAUGCUGAGAUGGACAGUCUGUACUCACCUGUCAUGACCUCUCUGGUACGUGAGCUGCUACAUGAGGGUCAGGCCAUAAGUGUUGGUGUGUCAGCAGCGUCUGGCCGCGGUGGCCAGUGGCUGGCUCGCAUCAGACAACUCAUCAAAGAGGGAUCUGUCCCCGAUGUCAGUCUGGUCCCCGUGGGCAUCUCCUACGAUUGUGUACCCAAAGCCAACACACAGGUUGGUUUCAGCUCUUUGUGGCAGUGUUUUUGGUCUCUUCUCUGGAGGAGACCAGAAGGAAGUGUGAGGAUCCACCUCGCUCAGCCCUUUUCUCUCAAGGAGAUGUGCGAGUCAGGGAGGUGCAGAGUAGAUGAAUGGCUCCCUCUACAGGACCUGUUGCUGCCUGUUAUCCUCAACAACAGAACUGACAGUGUGUUUGGGCGGAGGAAGAUGUCGUGGCUUCUGCCUUCUUCUCCUUUUGCAUCUGAACUCCAAGAGCCAACUCAUCCACAGAGAGACCUCAGCAUCGCCAUCAUCCUCCACCUCAUCUUCUCUGCUACAUCCUGCACGGCUGUGAUGUCCACCAGUAUGGUGUCCAGUCUUUUGCUGUACAGGAACCAUAAGGGUGUGAGUGCCUCUGCCCUGUGUCGUGAUGUGGCCUGGCUGACGGAGGAACUCUUGUUCAGGAACAAAGACGUCGGUUUUGGGGGAAGUUUAGAGGAGGUCGUCCACUACUCCCUCUCUCUGCUCGCCCCUCAUCUCAUCAUAGCUGCAGCGCCGUCUAGGAAAGACCCUCUUAUUGUGCCUCGUCCUUCUCUUGCUGCCACAGUUCACCUCACCAUCCAGGCCCAGAUUGUCACACACGCCUUUAUUUUUGAAGCUGUUGGUGCGUGUGCGGUGUCGGCCAUGCUGUGUGAGGUGGUCGGCAGCGGCGUCAGCAGCAGGGUGAGGAGUGACGGCGUGGACGGAGAUCAGGUCAACAGUGACAUGGAGUUUGAUGUGGUGCUCUGCCAGUCCGAGCUGACAGAGAGAGCCCUGCAGCUCUGCCAUCUCCUGCCUCCGGGCUUUGUGCCACCCUGUCAGUCGUCCCAGAGUUUCGCUCUGGAUGCAGUUGACAGCCUGGUUCGCUGUGGCAUCCUGAUCAUGGAAGAAAUUCCAAGGGACGUUCCCAUCUGUGAUUUCUGGAAGAGGGACGGCGCUCUGACCUGGACAACCACUGACGACCCCUAUCACAGUGACUCUGACUGUGACAUGGAGGAGCAGGACCCACGCUCCUACAAGAUAAGCCAGCCGAGCCAGUGUCCAGAGAUGCUCUUCUUCCUCUGCAGUAUGCUGGCAGGUCAUCUGAGGACGCUGUGCUGGACGAUCACAGGACUGGACCUUCUACUACACACAUCUCUGCCAGAGGCAGAGUUUGUGGCUCAGAUACGCUCCCAUCUGUGUGACACGGCAAAUAAUCAGAAACAGCACUAUGAGAGCUGCGCAGAGGAGGCUGCACACACUGCAGUUAGAUCCCUAAUAGACCUGGGGGUCCUUUCGGAGGAGCUUCAGAAAGGAGGCGUCUUCCUGGGUGUCGCUCCUUUGUUCCAGUUGUCAGAAAACCGGCAGAAAGUGCACCGCUUCAUCUCACAGUACCUCUACAAUUAAUGCGUGUAACCGUGCAGCAUGACUCAAGGCCCUGACACGGCUUUGUUGUGUUGCAGAGAAUGACCUCAUCCUCUGUUUGUGUCGGAGACGCUUGUGUUCGGUGUUAAAAAAGCUGCAUGCUGAGCCAGGACGCUCACGCCUUUAGGUUAAUUGCAUUUUGAUUUUUCAGUGAUGAGACAUUGAUUUUAAGUUUAUCUUUCGUAAUAGCAUUAGCAUAAAGCCACAGGAGACGAGGAUUAUGAAGUCCCUGUAAUCAGCUGUGAGGACUCCGCUCGCUGCAGCUCGUGUUUCGACCAUGUUUAUGUUGUAACGAAGGCCGCGCAAGUUUUGUUUGUGACAUGAGCAUUAAGUUCAUUAUUAAGUCCAUUAGUUCUGCUUUUUUCUAGUUUUUGCGGUUGAUCAGUUCACCAAUGUUCAGACUGAUGAUAAAUAAAUCUCAUUAAUUCGA